AUGGUCAAUAAGUUUUUAUCCUCAAGUGAUAUUAAAUUGGCGGCUGUACAAGGAUUAUCCAUAGAUUUCCUUUGGUACAACGUAUACGGAUUUGCAUGUUAUUCGAUAUAUAAUUUGGCAUUCUUUGCAUCUGAAGAAGUACGUGACGAAUAUCGAUUUAGGAAUGGCGGCAAAAGUAAUUUGGUGCAAAUAAACGAUGUGGUAUUUGCCCUACACGCAUUAACCUUGAGUAUCAUCACCUUAAUUCAAACCUUUAUAUAUAAGAGUGAUUCAUAUCAGCGAAUAUCGCCGGUCGCACUCUCAUUAAUAACAAUGUCAUUUUUGGGAAUAUUUUCAUUGUUGAUUGGAGUUUUAUUUGGAUUAAAUCAGUGGAUUGAUUUAUUAUAUUACAUGAGUUACAUUAAAUUAUGUCUUAGUUUCGUGAAAUAUGUUCCCCAAGCGUACUUGAAUUUCCGAAGAAAGUCCACUCUUGGAUGGAGUAUUCAUAAUAUUCUAUUGGAUUUCACCGGUGGAAUCUUAUCUAUCUUUCAAUUAGUGCUGGACGCGUAUUUACAAGAUAACUGGGAUGGAAUAUCAGGGGCAAGACCUCGCAAAAUUCUGAUCUUUCCUCUUUAUUCAUUUGAUAGUGGUCUCGGAUUUCUUAGUGUGGCAUUUGACUUGUUAUUUAUGACACAACACUACAUACUUUAUCGUAAUCAUAAGAAUUAUGAUUUAUUAACGGACGAAACGGACGAAAAUGUUGUUGUUGAUGUUCUUUCUCCUAAUGAUGACUUGGUGAAUACUCGUUUAGUAUCAUCGAAUUCGUUACCUAGUUAUGUAUCUUGA
Messenger RNA from Funneliformis mosseae, 825 nucleotides. The record is from the annotation of a GenBank genome assembly. Lineage: Eukaryota; Fungi; Glomeromycota; Glomeromycetes; Glomerales; Glomeraceae.